Paramisgurnus dabryanus is the source of this 959-nucleotide messenger RNA. Its product is annotated as galactose-specific lectin nattectin-like. The record is from RefSeq and is a predicted model, not a curated record. Lineage: Eukaryota; Metazoa; Chordata; Actinopteri; Cypriniformes; Cobitidae.
GGUAAAAUAUAAAAGAUAGCACUCCUCAUUGAUCAUCACAUAAUCUACACUGAAGUUCUGAAAGUGAAGAUUUGACAGGAAGAUUCAUCAUGGCAGUCAUGAGAGCUCUUGUGCUUCUUUUCUUGGUCUUUUCUGUUCAGAAUGCAGCAGCUAAAAAGAAAUGCCCACGUGGAUGGAAACCUUUUGGUGUGCAAUGCUACAAAUUCUACUCUCAUGCAGUUAACUGGGUCACAGCUGAGAAAAACUGUCAAUCCGUUGGUGCAAAUCUUGCAUCUGUGCACAAUACAGCAGAAAACAACUUUCUCCUGAGUAUGCUUGUGUCUGUUGGCACACGUGUUUGGAUUGGUGGUCAUGAUGGUGAAAUUGAAGGACAAUGGCUGUGGUCUGAUGGAUCUCAAUUUGACUUAACCAACUGGUGCCCUGGAGAACCUAACAAUAAUAAAAAUAAGAAUCCUGAGAACUGCGUGGAGAUUAACUUUAGCAAUAACCGUUGCUGGAAUGAUGCGCCCUGUUCAAUCACAAUGAACUACAUUUGUGCCAAACCUAAGAGAUCCUGAAAAAUAUAUCAAAAGUACUAUGAUUGUACUACAUGCCUAUACAUUUUUUCUUAUUCUUAAAACUCAGUAUCUUACUGAACCUUUCUGAAAACUUCUCCAAUCAAUAAAAGCAUUUAUUAAGCAAAUUGUGUGCAUUGUUGAGUCAAAAAAUAUAUCAUCAAAUUAAAUACAAUAUAAAACAAAACAAAGCAACAAUACAUCUAAAAUAACAAAAAGGGCUUUUACAAUUGAAAUAGUUAACCACAGGUUAUUCUAAACCCCAGGUUAACAGAAUCCUGGGUUAUCUGUUUCACGUUUCACACUGUUCAUACUUAACCAGGUGGGUUAAAAGGUAACCCUGGGUAUUCAUAAUCUGAUGUUUUACACUGUGCAUUCCUAAACCUUAAAUUAACAUUUUCAUUU